Columba livia (rock pigeon) is the source of this 5961-nucleotide messenger RNA. Its product is annotated as guanylate cyclase soluble subunit beta-2-like. Gene Ontology annotation, cellular component: guanylate cyclase complex, soluble. The coding region runs from base 656 to 3064 and encodes 802 amino acids. Gene Ontology annotation, molecular function: heme binding; guanylate cyclase activity. The transcript is spliced from 15 exons. NCBI's taxonomy places the organism in Eukaryota, Metazoa, Chordata, Aves, Columbiformes, Columbidae. Gene Ontology annotation, biological process: cGMP biosynthetic process; response to oxygen levels. The record is from RefSeq and is a predicted model, not a curated record.
UCCCGGGCCGGGCUGCGGGGACCUGCAGGGUCAGACAGGCACCUGGGACCCUCCUCUAGCCCCGGGAAGGGAGCGGGGGCGAGUCGGGACAGACGGCUCCUGUCGGGGACAGACAGCUGGUGUCGGGGGCAGACAGCUUCUGCCGGGGACAGACGUACAGACAGCUCCUGCCGUUCACUCCUGGCCCGAGAGACCAGCCGGCGGAGAGCUCCUGCCUGCCCCGCCAGCCUCACCGCCCCGCAUGGCUUUGGGUGGUUUGGACAGCACCGUUCUUAGGCUGCUGCGAUGGUGCUACUCAUGCUUAUCCUUUUUACCUAUUUCCCCCCAUCCCCAGUGGACGGUUUGCCAGCACUAACGCCAACAAUAACAGUCACGGCAAAGCCAAACUCGCCGGCUGGUGCUGCAGCCGGGCAUGGCCGCUGCUCCGGCCGCCGCAGGGACGCGCUCCAGGCGGCACGCACGGCACAGCAGCUCCGGACGCGGCGUCUCGGGUCCUUAUCUGCAGAACAGGAUUGAGUCUGUCUGCUCUGUUUCGCUGAAGGCCUGUGAAAUGCUGAGAUAAAGGGCUAUGCUGUUUACUGAAAGAUAUAAUGGCUGUCAAACAUGAUUAUCUUUACCAAUAUAAAAUUGGCAGUGGAAUUUUAAAUACAAAGAGAUGGCAUUUGGGCUGCAUUUUGAAAAUCAGUAUGUCUUUUCCAUGUUCAUAUAUUUCCUUUUGCAGUAUGGAUUUAUAAAUACAUGCCUGAAGUCUUUGGUGGUUGAAAAGUAUGGUGAAGAAACAUGGGAAAAAUUAAGACUGCAGGCCGGAGUCCAGGAUUCUUUCUUGACUUUUGAGGUAUACAAAGAUGAGAUCACAAUGCAGCUAGUCGACAAAGCCUGCAAAAUAUUAGGUGUUCCUGCUGACGUGGUUCUGAGAGAGUUUGGAGCAUAUUUCUUUGAAUUCUGUAAACGCUCAGGCUAUGACCACAUGCUGAGGACACUGGGUGGAAAUCUCUAUGAAUUCAUAGAGAACCUGGAUGCAUUGCACAGCUACCUGUCCCUUUCUUACCAGGAGAUGAAUGCCCCAUCUUUUAGAGUAGAAAAGAAUGAAGACGGGUCAAUGCAUUUACAUUACUAUUCAGAUAGAAGAGGUCUGUGCCAUAUUGUGCCAGGAAUUAUUGGUGCAGCAGCCCUGGAUUUUUUUAACAUUGAGAUUUCAAUGGAAAUAGUCAAUCAAACAGAGGAAGAAGAAAGAACUGGUAAAAAAGAACAUAUUGUUUUUCUUGUCACUCAAAACCCUGUAUUUUCAUACAAGGAAAGAAAGACAUUUUCUUCCUCUCCUCAAUAUCUUGCUGACUGUGAAAAACAAAUUGAGAACCCACUGACUACAGAGCAGGACCUUGAAAAAGCCAAGAAUACAAUUAGAGACAGAGGAAGCUCUGUUUGUCCUGUCAAGAAAAGUCACUGGAAAACAUUAAGAGGAGUAAUCACAUUAGGAAAAGGUAAGCUCCUGAGAGGAUUUGAGCCUGUUUAUCCUAAGAGCCUCUGGAUUGACACAAAAACAUUUUGCAAUGGACUUCCUUUUCAUAUGGUUUUUGACAAAGAGCUCAGAGUGAAGCAAGCUGGGGUGAGCAUUCAAAAGAUUGUACCUGGCCUUCAGACCAUGGGCAUCUGCUUGGAUCACUAUUUCAGUAUUGUUCAUCCAGAGGUACCCUUCACCAUCUCUAGCAUUCAGAAAUUCAUCAACAGCCAAUUUGUCUUCCAGACUAGAAGAGAGAUGAUGCCAGAAUCAUGGAAACAACGGCCAAUGCUAGAGCUGAGAGGCCAGAUGAUCUGGAUGGAGUCCCUGCAGUGCAUGCUCUAUCUCUGUUCACCUUUGCUUCGCACUUUGCAUGAACUGGAGGAGCGACAGAUGCAUAUUGCAGAUAUUGCACCUCACGAUGUGACCAGGGAUCUGAUUCUUCUCAAUCAGCAGCGACUGGCAGAGAUGGAGCUCUCUAACCAGCUGGAGAGGAAGAAGGAAGAACUGCGGAUACUGUCGAAGCACCUGGAGGAUGAGAAGAAGAAGACUGAAGCUCUGCUCUAUGCCAUGCUUCCUCAGCAUGUGGCCAACCAGCUGAAAGAGGGGAAGCGAGUUGAGGCAGGAGAAUUCAAGGAGUGCACCAUAUUAUUCAGCGACGUUGUGACCUUUACCAACAUUUGUGCCCAAUGUGAGCCUAUUCAGAUAGUUCUCAUGUUAAAUUCAAUGUACCUACGAUUUGACAGACUGACGACAGUGCAUGAUGUGUACAAGGUGGAGACAAUUGGAGAUGCCUAUAUGGUAGUAGGUGGCGUCCCUGUUCCUGUCCCCACCCAUGCUGAGCGAGUUGCUAACUUUGCCUUGGGGAUUAUAAUAGCAGCUAAAGGAGUACAGAACCCAGUUUCUGGAAAUCCUAUUCAGAUUAGAGUUGGGAUCCAUACAGGUCCUGUCUUGGCUGGAGUUGUUGGAGAAAAGAUGCCUCGUUAUUGCUUGUUUGGAGACACGGUGAAUAUAGCUUCCCGGAUGGAGAGUCAUGGUGUCCCGAGUAAAAUUCAUCUAAGCUCCAGUGCCUACCAAUGCCUAAAAUACAAGAAUUUUGAGAUGACUGAAAGAAGAGAAAUAGAAGUGAAAGGCAAAGGGAAAAUGUAUACAUACUUCCUCAUUAGAAAUAAAACUGCAACUGAGAAUGAGAUUAUGGGAAGGCCAAUGAAAGACUUAGAUUCUGGCCAUGAAUCUGUUCAGUCUUUUCAAGAAGGCAGGACUGAAACAGUACCAAGUUGUCAUCAGCCAGUUACUCAGACUCAGCCAGAGAAGGACCAGACCCCAGCCAUUGCAAUGAAGUAUAUUGAUGCCCCCACAGAGGCACAAAACAGCCUCAAAAGAAGAAAUCAAGCGAAAAUUGCAGAUUUAACAGGCAAAAGUUAUGAUUUCGAAAGUGAUGGGAGUCUCCAUGGCAACCAGCAUGCGGAUGAUGGUCCUUGUCCUCUAAACCAGAGAAGAAUCAAACCUGCUACUGAAGAGCCACAGAUCAGAAAUGUUCGCUCUAAUUUCUGCACUUUACUCUAAGUUUCUUACUUUUUACAUUAAACAGAACAAUUUUAUUAUGAUUUAGUGCAUUUUACUGUUGUGGGACUGAUUUUGUAUAUCACAUGACUUUGUAAAAAAAUUUUUAAAAAGACAUUUCAUCAGUUUUCAGUGAAAAGUAAACAAUGGAGGAUACUUUUUUUUUAGUCAGUCUACACAUGUCAUAUAAUACUCCCAGUGGAGAAUGAAACCACCACAAGAUACUUUGAAGACAUAUUUUUCAGCCUCUGCCAUGUCUUUGAAUAUCUCUAUGUGAAAAAAAAAAAAUCACUUUUUGGUAUCUCAUGCAGCAAUUGAGAAAGAGGUGACUCAUCCAGCUAGAAAUAUUCCUAUUCAAAUGAUCACUUGCCAUAAAAGAAACAUUUCCUGAAGUGACCAUCCAUCUUGACUUCAGCACAGCUAACAAGUUUAGCAGAGUUUGAUCUACAUUUUAACUUCAAUAUGUUCACAGGUCUUUUGUUGGGCAAAGGUGUUAUGCAGUAGAAGUGCAGAAUAGAUUUAAUACAACCUGUAUUUUUCCAUUCUGAAGAGACAAUAUUCUGUACUUUAUAGCACACAGCUGUGAAAAACCCAUCUGAACCAGCUGUCUGUGCAGUGCUUAGGAGAUCACAGAAAGACAUGCAUAUAGUGGGAUUAUGUACCAUCGAAUUCAUCACAACACUGAGGGACUGUUCAAGGCCUGAGAACCAUUUGAGACCUUCAAACAAGUUUCAAGUUUAUUCAUCAUUUUUUCUCAUCCCAGCUAAACAAAAAUAAGGUUUCAGGCAUACAGAGGGAGCCUAUCAGUGCUGGAAUUAAUGCUCUUAUCAUUGAAAAUAACAGACUUAAAGAUCUGGUGUCAGAGGCUUCUGAGCUGAAUUACUUCCAUGCUGAUAUAUUCUUAGAUUAUACCUGAUCACGACAGAAAAAAACUGAAGUUCAACAAUCAGGGAUUUAAAAUGAAGGAGGAAAAAUACAAUGGAUAUUAAGGUUGUUGGCAAUUUGGCACAUCAUCUAUUGUCCUCUCAUUCCUGUAAGCGGAACUUGGGGUAGCUGGAAUGUACUUGCACUGGGUGGCUUUGACAGGAGAUGCACCCACAGGCUGAUUUAUUACCUUUGGGCAUGGAUUUGUUGUCUAAGGAUGCAAGCAUGAGACCCAUUUGAGCUUUGGAGCAAGAACUCACAGAAGAUGAUAAUGUUACUCCUCUGUUACAGUCUGGAGCAUCACUUUUCCACCUCUGUGGCAAGAGUGAAGCUCUUUAAACACCAGACAGAGAGGUAAGACUGAUGCCACCUCCUCCUCUCUGUAGUAUAAUGAGAUGAAAUUUCAGCUAGUUAGAUCUUCUUUUUAAAUAUUUGAGAAAGUAGCUUCUUUGUCUGAGUGCUCUGCAUCUCUGUCUGAGUUAGCAGGUAGUAGAGGCCAACAGAGGAGGAUGUGUAGAGAGAAAAGUCAGUGCUGUUGCCCACACUGUAGGUAUAUCAGAGGGUUUGCUGGUCCCAUGCACUGAAUACCUAUUAGCUUCUGGAGCACCUUAUAAGCGCAUCCUCUUAGUUGCACCCUCUGACUUAGUGUGCUUUGAGACUGCUCUGCAGUGGGAGACCAAGUACAGUAAGUGGGUUUGACCAGGAAAUUCACUCAGGAAGGCAUUCCUGACUCUGAAAUGCUGCCAUAGAUGUACCCUUUAACAUGAGCACUUUCCAUGGUACAACUGAGCAGUACCAUUCUGGGGGAGCACAGUUUUAUGAAUGGCAGGAUUUAUUUAUUUGUAAGGAUUUUGCUGUCUAGGCACUGUUCAUUAUUUUGGUGAGGGUGAGAUCUACUGUAGGUUGAAGAUUCAUCUAAGAAUUAUCAUUAUUGUUGUUGUUGUUAUUAAGUUGGGUGUCAAGAUUUUAAACAUUAGACUGUGUGCUAUCCUCAGAUGCACAACAUUUAAAUUUCGCCUUCAUCCUUAGUGACUACUCCUCACUGAUCCUGUGUUCAUGGCUUAGCACUUCUGUAUUAUGACCAUAGCUUUAAAAAGACUUGCCUGAAGAAAGAAUGCCCAAUUUCUCUCUGACUUAGAAUGAUGUAAAUGUGAAGUAACAGUUAAAUCAGUGCUAUCCCACUGAUCUAAGCUGAGAAUCAACUCUGACAAUACUUCUUUGUCUCCAACCUAGAGUUGUGUUUCACUACUCUUGACUUGUUGUGCUGAUGGAACAGAGAACAUGUCAUUUAACAAAUGGCAGUGGUGGACUCUGUCUUUAUCAGCAUUCGCUAUGGAGAUUUAAAGCCACUUAGCCCCAAGCACAGGUGUGACACCAGAGUGGCCAAUGCUAAUGCAGGAGGGAACUUCUUGCUGUCUCAGCUGCUCUUGCAGUCCCAUACCUGCAUGGCUGAGUAUCACUAACUAUCUCUCUAAAACAAAGUAUUUCCAGUUGGAAAUGCUCUGUAGUCCAACCAGCCUGGCCAGCAGUGACUAGAGUUUAGUCUCUACUCUGGAGAAGGCUUAGGUAGAAGCCCAGGGCUCCUCUGAACUUGUAUGGAUCCUCUUGGGAAGAAGAAAAGGACUACACCUUAAUUGCUGCCUCUAUCUCUCUGCCCAAAUUUUAACACUUGCUUUGCUUAUACCUGCCUUUUUUUGCACUGGACAAUCUAUGAAUGUUUACUAUUGGAAUGUUUUAAUUGCCAGUAAGUCCUACAUGGUGACUUCAUGCUGUACUGUCGUAAAACUGAUGUGCUCAGUGGUUUCUCUGUGGCCUCUGCUACAAUCUGGUUCUCCUGGAGACGCAAAGCUUGGUCAUAUCUGCACAACUGCUUUCAAAAAUUAAUGUGCCUGUGCAUCAUCAUGUGUUCUUAAAUCUGUGGGCACUGCUAAAGACUGCAAAAGUAUAAUUCAAAAAUAAACCUUUCCAUUAAUAUA